This is a messenger RNA of Propithecus coquereli (Coquerel's sifaka), 1078 nucleotides long. RefSeq names its product olfactory receptor 52L1. The transcript has a single exon. Bases 49 to 1044 code for a protein of 331 amino acids. The record is from RefSeq and is a predicted model, not a curated record. Gene Ontology annotation, biological process: G protein-coupled receptor signaling pathway. NCBI's taxonomy places the organism in Eukaryota, Metazoa, Chordata, Mammalia, Primates, Indriidae. Gene Ontology annotation, molecular function: G protein-coupled receptor activity; olfactory receptor activity. Gene Ontology annotation, cellular component: membrane.
GAUAGCCAGAUCUGGACAAUGUGGUAACGUAUCAGGAAUGGAGAAAUCAUGACUUUGUUUCUCUUUCCCUCUUUCCUCUCUAAGCCGUUUAUGAUGGCCCUUAGCAAUUCCAGCUGGAGGCUGCCCCAGCCUUCUUUUUUCCUGGUAGGUAUUCUGGGUUUAGAGGAAAGCCAGCACUGGAUAGCAUUGCCCUUGGGUGCCCUUUACCUCCUUGCUCUAGUGGGCAAUGUCACCAUUCUCUUCAUUAUCUGGACUGACCCAUCCUUGCACCAACCUAUGUACCUCUUCCUGGCCAUGCUAGCUGCCAUAGACCUGGUUCUGGCCUCUUCCACUGCACCCAAAGCCUUUGCAGUGCUCCUGGUUCAUGCCUAUGAGAUUGGGUACAUUGUCUGUCUGGUCCAGAUGUUCUUCAUCCAUGCAUUCUCCUCCAUGGAGUCAGGGGUACUUGUGGCCAUGGCCCUGGAUCGCUAUGUAGCCAUUUGUCACCCUCUGCACCAUUCCAUCAUCCUGCAUCCAGGGGCCAUCAGGUGCAUUGGAGUGGCAGUGCUGCUGCGGGGAUUACUCCUCCUCCUCCCCUUCCCCUUCCUGUUGCGAAGACUUACGUUCUGCCGGGCCACUAUCAUAGGCCAUGCCUAUUGUGAACAUAUGGCUGUGGUGAAACUGGCCUGCUCAGAAACCACAGUGAACCGGGCUUAUGGACUGGCUGUGGCACUGCUUGUGGUUGGGAUAGACAUCCUGGCCAUUGGUAUUUCCUAUGCCCACAUCCUCCAGGCAGUGCUGAAGGUACCAGGGGGUGAGGCCCGACUUAAGGCCUUUAGCACAUGCGGAUCACAUGUUUGUGUCAUCCUGGUUUUUUAUGUCCCUGGAAUGUUCUCCUUCCUUACUCACCGCUUUGGCCACCAUGUACCCCAUCACAUCCAUGUUCUUCUGGCCACACUCUAUCUCCUUUUGCCACCUGCACUUAAUCCUCUUGUCUAUGGGGUGAAGACUCAACAGAUCCGCCAGAGAGUACUUAGGGUGUUCUACACAAAAGGAUUGAUCUGAACACAUCCUAAUUAUUUUCUUCAGAGGCUCCUGC